This is a messenger RNA of Ilex paraguariensis (yerba mate), 732 nucleotides long. The record is from the annotation of a GenBank genome assembly. Lineage: Eukaryota; Viridiplantae; Streptophyta; Magnoliopsida; Aquifoliales; Aquifoliaceae.
AUGAAGAAGACUUCUUUGAGAACUUCAAAGAGUUCUGUGAAUCAGAUAAAGACCUCCAGGCAAUAUGAUGAUUCAGAGGCAUUGGCAAAAAUUGUCAGGAGUAUGUCAAUGAAAACAGGCACCAACAAGCAGAGGAUGCUAGCCGAAGAGAUACUUAGAUAUGGAAAUGUAAAAGUUGCUGCAGAGGUUUUCACUUUCCGGGAGCUGGCUGCUGCAACUGGAAACUUCAAUCCUGAAUUGCUAAUAGGCGAAGGAGGAUUUGGGAGGAUUGUGGCUGUGAAGCAACUUGACAGGAAUGGAUUGCAAGGAAAUAGAGAAUUCCUCGCAGAGGUCCUGACAUUAGGUCUCGUUCACCACCCAAACCUCGUGAAUCUGAUUGGGUAUUGUGCUGAUGGCCGACAAAGAAUUUUAGUAUACGAAUACAUGUCCAAUGGAUCUUUGGAAGAUCACCUUCUCGGAAGGAGAGCUAUUGAUAAUACAAGACCAACUGAGGAGCAGAACUUGAUUGCUUGGGCACAACCACUGUUAAAAGACAGAAGAAAGUUUACAUUGAUGGCUGAUCCAUUGCUCGAAGAAAAGUACCCCGUAAAGGCUCUAUAUCAAGCACUGGCUGUAGCAGCCAUGUGUGUCCAAGAAGAAGCUAGCACCAGACCUUUAAUCAGUGAUGUUGUCACUGCUCUUGAGUAUUUAGCAAUGACAAUAGAUGAAGGGACCGAUGCACCAGAUGCAUAA